CCGGUUGAUCAUCCUAGCGGAUCAGUUCCAGCAGAGGCUUCGUACGAAGUGGAUCGUGUUGAUUGUUUGUUGUAGUUUUGUUUUAAUCAUGAAGUUCUUAGCAGCUGCAUUGCUGCUUCCCUUGCUGGUGGCUUUACAACAGGUGAGCUUUGCGGAAGCCGCUGGAAAUGAGAUCGAGGCGCCGCUGAAUCGUAACAAGUUGGCACUGCUACCGAAGGAGUGCGGCGUUUCAAAGCUGGGUAAAUCAAGUAAAAGUACCAAGAGUUUGCCCUUCGAGUAUCCCUGGAUGGCGCUGGUGCGGUACAACCAAACGAGACGUCCGGCUACCUGUCUGGGGACGCUGAUCAACCGACGCUACGUUCUCUCUGUUAUCGGCUGCAUGAAGAAGACCAAACGUGAUCCUGAUUAUGUUCGGUUGGGAGAACAGGCGGAGGCGACACAGGAGGACUGUAACGUCUUGCAGAAUCCGAAAACUGGUUAUGAGGUAAAGGACUGUGCUGGGCCAGUAUUGGAUAUUGCGAUCGAGUCCAUCGUCAGUCAUCCCGAUUUCGACGAGCCGAUGUACACAAAUGACCUCGCGCUGGUGCGGAUGGUUCGCGAAGUGGAGUACAAUGACUACAUCCGACCGGUUUGUCUACCCACGACGCCAGAACUGUUGACUAACAUUCCUCGCUUCAUGGUUAUGCCCGCCUGGGAGCUGGAUAUGAACGCUCCCAACCAUUAUGUGGGCGAUCUGCAGAAGUACUUCGUAGAGAAUACCGAUCUGGACACCUGUCAGCGUCGGUUCGAGCAGGUUGGCUUCGCGCCGGACUUCGAGGACGAUCGGUUUUGUGCCCAGCAGUUGGGACCGAAUUAUGUGUGCAGUCGCGUUGCCGGGGCACCCAUCGGAACCGAGGUGGACAUCGAUGGUACCCCGCGGUUUGUCGAGUUUGCUAUGGCUAAGUUUUCACCGCUGAAUUGCACGCUUCGUGAAACCGUGCCGAUGAUUGCGAUGCGUAUCACUAAGUAUAUGAAAUGGAUUACGGAUAACCUGGAAGCUUAAGUUAUAGGCAUUUAUGGUGGAAAUAAAAUUCGUAUUUGAAA
Molecule: messenger RNA, 1083 nt
Organism: Wyeomyia smithii (pitcher-plant mosquito)
Lineage: Eukaryota; Metazoa; Arthropoda; Insecta; Diptera; Culicidae
Product: serine protease easter-like
Exons: 2
Coding region: 89-1042 (317 amino acids)
Biological process (GO): proteolysis
Molecular function (GO): serine-type endopeptidase activity
Source: RefSeq, a predicted model, not a curated record